Messenger RNA from Rangifer tarandus platyrhynchus (Svalbard reindeer), 2820 nucleotides. Lineage: Eukaryota; Metazoa; Chordata; Mammalia; Artiodactyla; Cervidae. The record is from the annotation of a GenBank genome assembly.
AUGCUUCUGCUGGGCAUCUUAAUGCUGGUUCUCGCCGGGGCACCCGCUGGCGGCUCAGAGCCAGAGCGGGAGGUGGUGGUUCCCAUCCGACUAGACCCGGACAUCAACGGCCGCCACUACUAUUGGCAGGGUCCCGAGGACUCCGGGGAUCAGGGACUCAUUUUUCAGAUCACAGCGUUUCAGGAGGACUUUUACCUACACCUGACGCCAGAUGCUCAGUUCUUGGCACCCGCCUUCGCCACUGAGCAUCUGGGCGUCCCCCUCCAGGGACUCAUUCGCAGCUCUCCGGACUUGAGACGUUGCUUCUAUUCUGGGGACGUGAAUGCCGAGCCAGAUUCGUUCGCUGCCCUGAGCCUGUGCGGGGGGCUACGCGGAGCCUUCGGCUACCGGGGCGCCGAGUAUGUCAUUAGCCCGCUGCCCAACACCAGCGCGCCGGCGGCGCAGCGCAACAGCCAGGGCGCACACCUCCUCCAGCGCCGGGGCGCCCCCGGCGGGCCUCCCGGAGAUCUCACGUCUCGCUGCGGGGUGGGCUCAGGCUGGAACCCCGCCAUCCUGCGGGCCCUGGACCCUUACACGCCUCGGCGGAUCGGCUUAGGGGAGGCUCGCAGCCGACGCAGGUCCGGGCGCGCCAAGCGCUUCGUCUCUAUCCCGCGAUACGUGGAGACGCUGGUGGUGGCGGACGAGUCGAUGGUCAAGUUCCACGGGGCGGACCUGGAGCACUAUCUGCUGACGCUGCUGGCCACGGCGGCGCGGCUGUACCGCCACCCCAGCAUCCUCAACCCCAUCAACAUCGUAGUGGUCAAGGUGCUGCUUCUCGGAGACCGCGACACGGGGCCCAAGGUCACGGGCAAUGCGGCCUUAACGCUGCGCAACUUCUGCGCGUGGCAGAAGAAGCUGAACAAAGUGAGUGACAAGCACCCGGAGUACUGGGACACGGCCAUCCUCUUCACCCGGCAGGACCUGUGUGGGGCCACCACCUGUGACACCCUGGGCAUGGCUGAUGUGGGCACCAUGUGCGACCCCAAGAGGAGCUGCUCUGUGAUCGAGGACGAUGGGCUGCCCUCAGCCUUCACCACCGCCCACGAGCUGGGCCACGUGUUCAACAUGCCCCACGACAAUGUGAAGGUGUGCGAGGAGGUGUUCGGGAAGCUCCGGGGCAACCACAUGAUGUCCCCAACGCUCAUCCAAAUCGACCGUGCCAACCCCUGGUCGGCCUGCAGCGCGGCCAUCGUCACUGACUUUCUGGACAGUGGGCACGGAGACUGCCUCCUGGACCAGCCCAGCAAGCCCGUCUCCCUGCCCGAGGACCUGCCGGGCGCCAGCUACCCGCUGAGCCAGCAGUGUGAGCUGGCCUUCGGUGUGGGCUCCAAGCCCUGCCCCUACAUGCAGUCCUGCACCAAGCUGUGGUGCACGGGCAAGGCCAAGGGCCAGAUGGUGUGCCAGACGCGCCACUUCCCCUGGGCAGACGGCACGGGCUGCGGUGAGGGCCGCUUCUGCCUCAAGGGGGCCUGCGUGGAGAGACACAACCUCAGCAAGUACCGGGUGGACGGCUCCUGGGCCAAGUGGGAGGCCUACGGCCCCUGCUCGCGCACCUGUGGAGGGGGCGUGCAGCUGGCCCGGAGGCAGUGCAGCAACCCCACCCCCACCAACGGCGGCAAGUACUGUGAGGGGGUGAGGGUGAAAUACCGCUCCUGCAACCUGGAGUCCUGCCCCAGCUCGGCCUCUGGCAAGAGUUUCCGGGAGGAGCAGUGCGAGGCCUUCAACGGCUACAACCACAGCACCAACCGGCUCACCCUGGCAGUGGCCUGGGUGCCCAAGUACUCGGGCGUCUCCCCACGGGACAAGUGCAAGCUCAUCUGCCGAGCCAACGGCACCGGCUACUUCUACGUGCUGGCUCCCAAGGUGGUGGAUGGCACGCCUUGCACCCCAGACUCCACCUCAGUCUGCGUCCAGGGCAAGUGCAUCAAGGCGGGCUGCGAUGGGAACCUGGGCUCCAAAAAGAAGUUCGACAAGUGUGGGGUAUGUGGAGGAGAUAAUAAGAGCUGCAAGAAGGUGUCAGGACUCUUCACCAAGCCCAUGCACGGCUACAAUUUCGUGGUGGCCAUCCCAGCGGGUGCUUCCAGCAUCGACAUCCGCCAGCGCGGCUACAAGGGGCUGAUCGGAGACGACAACUACCUGGCCCUGAAGAACAGCCAAGGCAAAUACCUGCUCAAUGGGCACUUCGUGGUGUCGGCCGUGGAGCGGGACCUGGUGGUGAAGGGCAGCCUGCUGCGCUACAGCGGCACGGGGACCGCGGUGGAGAGCCUGCAGGCCUCGCGGCCCAUCCUGGAGCCCCUGACGGUGGAGGUGCUCUCCGUGGGCAAGAUGACGCCGCCGCGGGUCCGCUACUCCUUCUACCUGCCCAAGGAGCCCCGGGCGCCCUCCGUACACCACAACAGCGUCCUCAGCCUCUCCAACCAGGUGGAGCAGCCGGACGCCCGGGCCCCCGCGCGCUGGGUGGCGGGCAGCUGGGGCCCGUGCUCGGCCAGCUGUGGGGGCGGCCUUCAGCGGCGGCCGGUGGACUGUCGUGGGUCCCCGGGGCAGCGCGGGGCAUCCACCUGCGACGCUGCGCACCGCCCGGUGGAGACGCGCAGCUGUGGGGAGCCCUGUCCGACCUGGGAGCUGGGCGCCUGGUCGCCCUGCUCCAAGAGCUGUGGCCGGGGGUUCAAGAGGCGUCCGCUCAAGUGCGUGGGCCACGGAGGGCGGCUGCUGGCGCGCGACCAGUGCGACCUGCGCCGGAAGCCCCAGGAGCUGGACUUCUGCAUCCUGAGGCCGUGCUGA